This is a messenger RNA of Salarias fasciatus (jewelled blenny), 2466 nucleotides long. RefSeq names its product propionyl-CoA carboxylase subunit alpha (gene pcca). NCBI's taxonomy places the organism in Eukaryota, Metazoa, Chordata, Actinopteri, Blenniiformes, Blenniidae. The transcript has 23 exons. The coding region runs from base 12 to 2171 and encodes 719 amino acids. Gene Ontology annotation, molecular function: metal ion binding; propionyl-CoA carboxylase activity; ATP binding. The record is from RefSeq and is a predicted model, not a curated record. Gene Ontology annotation, cellular component: mitochondrion.
UGUUGGGCAUCAUGGCGGCGCGCGGAGUGUCUCCGUCUGUGAACAGGCUGCUGCAGGCUGUGAAGUGUUCCUCGGUCCAGGCCAGAUGUUGCGCCCUGCUGCAGUCCAGAUGUUGUGCGGCCCACGGCCGGGCGCAGUACUCCACGGUGCACAGUCCCCAGGAGAAGACCUUCGAUAAGAUCCUCAUCGCCAACAGAGGGGAGAUCGCCUGCAGGGUGAUCAAGACGUGUAAGAAGAUGGGCAUCCGGACGGUGGCGGUCCACAGCGACGUGGACGCCAGCGCCGUCCACGUGAAGAUGGCGGACGAAGCCUUCUGUGUGGGUCCCGCCCCCACCAGCCAGAGCUACUUAAACAUGGACGCCAUCAUGGACGCCAUCAGACUGACGGGAGCGCAGGCUGUCCAUCCCGGCUACGGCUUCCUGUCUGAGAACAAAGAGUUCGCCAAGCGGCUGGCAGCAGAAGGCGUGUCGUUCAUCGGCCCGGACACUCACGCCAUCCAGGCUAUGGGUGACAAGAUCGAGAGCAAGCUGAUCGCCAAGGCCGCCAAAGUCAACACCAUCCCGGGGUUUGAUGGCGUCGUCCAGAAUGUGGAGGAGGCUGUGAAGAUCGCUCAGGACAUCGGCUACCCGGUGAUGAUCAAGGCGUCUGCAGGAGGCGGAGGGAAAGGCAUGAGGAUCGCCUGGAACGACGAGGAGACCAGGGAGGGUUUCCGCUUCUCGUCUCAGGAGGCGGCGUCCAGCUUUGGAGACGACCGGCUGCUCAUCGAGAAGUACAUCGACAACCCCCGACACAUCGAGAUCCAGGUUCUGGCCGAUAAACACGGGAACGCGCUGUGGCUGAACGAGAGGGAGUGCUCCAUCCAGAGGAGGAACCAGAAGGUGGUGGAGGAGGCUCCCAGCACCUUCCUGGACCCGGGCACCAGGAGGGCCAUGGGGGAGCAGGCGGUGCAGCUGGCGAAAGCCGUGCAGUACUCGUCUGCCGGGACCGUGGAGUUCCUGGUGGACUCUCAGAAGAACUUCUACUUCCUGGAGAUGAACACCAGACUGCAGGUGGAGCACCCCAUCACAGAGUGCAUCACGGGCCUGGACCUGGUGGAGCAGAUGAUCCGGGUGGCCAGAGGCUACGAGCUGCAGCACCGGCAGGAGGACAUCCCCAUCAGGGGCUGGGCCGUCGAGAGCCGGGUGUACGCCGAGGAUCCCUACAAGUCCUUCGGUCUGCCGUCCAUCGGCCGGCUGUCGCAGUACCAGGAGCCGCUCAGCCUCAGCAACGUUCGUGUCGACAGCGGCAUCCAGGAAGGAAGUGACAUCAGCAUCUACUACGACCCCAUGAUCUCCAAGCUGGUGACCUUCGGAGCGACCCGGGCCGAGGCUCUGUCCCGGAUGGAGGCGGCUCUGGACCAUUAUGUGAUCCGAGGGGUCGCCCACAACAUCCCGCUGCUGAGGGAGAUCAUCACCCACCCCCGCUUCGUCUCCGGAGACAUCAGCACCAACUUCCUGCCGGAGGUUUACCCCGACGGGUUCAAAGGUCACCGGCUGGGAGCCGCCGGGCGCCGGGAGCUGCUGGCCGCCGCCGCCGCGCUGCACGUCACCGCGCAGCUGAGGUCGCACAACAUCCUGGGAGAGCUGAGGGUGUCCUCGUCCGUCCCCCGGGCGUCUCGCUGGUCUCUGGCUGCCGAGUUGGGCGACGACCGUCUCUCUCUGGAAGUCUCUAAAUCGGGAGACGUCUACUCGGUGGAGGUGGACGGAGGGACGGUGGAGGUCAGAGGUCAGUGGAAUCUGGCCUCCCCUCUGCUGCCCGUCACCAUCAACGGCUCGGAGCGCAUGCUGCAGUGUCUGUCCAGAGACGCGUCCGGCCUGGUGGUCCUGCAAUACCUGGGCACCGUGUUUAAGGUCCGGGUUCUGUCCAAACUGGCCUCCGAGCUGAUGUCCUACAUGCCGGAGAAGGUUCCAGAAGACACCAGCAGCAUCCUGCGCUCCCCCAUGCCAGGGACAGUGGUGACUGUGUCCGUCAAACCUGGAGACACGGUUGCAGAGGGUCAGGAGAUCUGUGUGAUUGAAGCCAUGAAGAUGCAGAACAGCCUGACUGCUGCCAAACAAGCCAAGGUGAAGAGCGUCCACUGCCGGUCCGGGGAGACGGUGGGGGAAGGAGACCUGCUGGUGGAGCUGGAGUGAAACCAGGACCCACGUAGACCCGUCUGGACCCACGUGGACCCGGUGUGUUUGGUUUGGUGACUGUUAGCUGUUUGUAGAGCUGCUAGUUUGAUGGAAGGUCAGUUCACCCACAUUCCCAAAGACCAGUUCCCACAUGUGGUCUGGCUGUGUGGUUUCUAUGGUAACCGCUCCCGGGCCGGACCGGGCUGCUGACACUCCCACGUAACGACACGUGCCUUCGCUUCCUGCAGCAGACCUGCUGCUCUGUACUGGAAGAAAACAUCUGUUUCACUAAUAAAGACUCAUUUUCCACUUG